AUGGCGCAAGAAACUGUGGAUGAGCCCAUGGAAGAUGCUCCUGCAGGCGCCGAAGCCAACGAUGCCGACUUCGUCUACGAGAAGCAGAGAUUGAGAGUGCUUCCUGGUAGUUCCGACACAGCAGCCUCGUUUGCUUUCGAAAGGGAAGACCACACUCUAGGCAAUGCACUACGAUAUAUGAUCAUGAAGAACCCUGAAGUGGAAUUCUGCGGCUACUCAAUACCUCAUCCAUCCGAAGCCGUCAUGAACUUGCGCAUACAGACGUGGGACGGUGCCAAUGUCAACGAUGUCCUACGCAAAGGCCUUGACGACCUGGCAGACCUCUGCGAUGUGGUUGAGGACAAGUUCACAGCAGCACGAGAUGAGUUCAAUGCCACACAUCCUGAUCGUACCACGGAUAAACGAUGA
Molecule: messenger RNA, 408 nt
Organism: Recurvomyces mirabilis
Lineage: Eukaryota; Fungi; Ascomycota; Dothideomycetes; Mycosphaerellales; Teratosphaeriaceae
Gene: RPC19
Product: RNA polymerase subunit AC19
Exons: 4
Coding region: 1-408 (135 amino acids)
Biological process (GO): DNA-templated transcription
Cellular component (GO): RNA polymerase I complex; RNA polymerase III complex
Molecular function (GO): DNA binding; protein dimerization activity
Source: RefSeq, a predicted model, not a curated record